Molecule: messenger RNA, 3230 nt
Organism: Aplosporella prunicola CBS 121167
Lineage: Eukaryota; Fungi; Ascomycota; Dothideomycetes; Botryosphaeriales; Aplosporellaceae
Exons: 2
Coding region: 449-2893 (814 amino acids)
Source: RefSeq, a predicted model, not a curated record
CACGGGGGAAAUCCGAAACAGUACAAAAAUGGACACAGGUCCUGACCCGAGCUCUAAGCCUGCCAAACAGGUUUCUUUAGUGACCGUGAUAACCGGGAUGCCACGCAGGUCCGGACUCCAGUGAAAGGUUUGCUCAGAAUUCUGGUAUAAGAUUGUCUUCUGUCAGCCAGGAUCACUCCGAUAACUCUCGGUUUUUCAGCCUUAUUACAGUCAGUUGUUACACUACAGCCUUACCCCUUACACCACACGUUUAUCCACUGCAAGGAAAUAAGGAUCUUAAAGAGAAAACGUGUUCUUUUAGAUAGCAGCAUAUAUACCCCCAUAGGUGGUAGUAAUUUAGGAGGACAAGCGGCGUCCAAUUCCUCGCGCCCAGCUUCACAUCUUCUAACACUCCUACAGUAAAUAUACGCAUGCGCGCUGAAGCAACAUUCAAUCCUAACAAGCGUAGAUGGUCUGUAAAAAUUGUUCGAAGAUCGACCUGCAGAUCGACAAGUUCCUGAUUCGGAGCCGCGUCAUGCCGACAAAGAGCAGUUAUAUGAGAGAAAGCUUACCCUCGAUAUUCUCUCCUCGAUCGGCAAACAACAGCUAUGCUCUUGGUACCUAUGAGGAGAUAUCAAGCAGAAAAGACGUCUGCAGAUUUUGCGGCCUUGUUUCUCAAUCGGUUACUGAAUCGGAAGAGGUGGACAGUAGUUGCAUGACCGCGGAGCAACUCAACGCCGUUUGUUAUUUGACCUGGGAGAUUGACGGUCGAAGUGCUCGAAAAGACCAAUCGACAGUCAAAGCGCGCACUCGGAGAAUUCAUGUCCAAUGGCGCGACGGGAUAUUUGAAGAUACUUAUCUCGUCUUGGUAACCCCGGUCCAGUUUAAGCUGAUUAGUUCUGAUGCGCGGCACAUUUGGCAGCCGGAAUCACACUUUCUCGGAAGAAGAAUUUUGUCAGAUGCAAGUAGAGCAACUUUGAUCAAGAGCUGGCUGGAUGAAUGCCUGAACAACCACAAAAAAUGCCUUCAUUCGCUGGAGGACAGGAGAGCCCUUCAAGAGGUGACCAAACAAUCAUACUUCGGUGUCGUUGAUGUGGAGCAGAUGUGUCUGACCGCUCUUCCUCAAAAAACAUCUACCCACUUGAAGACGUAUAAGUUUGAAUACGAUGUCAACAGUCUUGAUACUGAAAGAGACAAAAGGGAGCCAUACGUCGCUUUAAGUUACGUUUGGGGUGGCAAGAAUACCGAGACGACUGUCAAUACCAACCUUCUGGGCCGGCUUUUUCCAGGAGGCUUGGAAGAGCCUCUUAAACGGAUGCCCAAAAUCAUCCGAGAUUUUAUAGAGCUUGUUCGUCGGCUUGGUUAUCGGUAUCUAUGGAUCGACUCGCUUUGCAUUGUCCAAGACAGCAAAAGCUCCUGGAAACUUAACGCGGAAGUCAUGGACUCAAUUUACGGCAAUGCGGAUUUGAAAAUUUGCGCUGCCGACGGGAAAGAUGCUACAGUCGGUCUGAGAGCACUAAGCAAACCUUCGAACUCGCAAGUUAUCAUUGAAUGCGCGCCUGAAGGCCGUGUGUUCUUCCAGUGCCGAUCUUCUACAAUGUCUGAGGAUCUUGUGCAGUCUUCGCUUAAGCUUUUGGGUGAGCUGAGCUGUCGCCCUAUAUGGUUUUAUAUGAGUUGUAUUCCACUGUACUCUUCACGAAAUCUCUCAAGCCCAGACGACGUCAUUGCGGCAUUCAAUGGUGUGUCUAACCGCAUCGAAGAAGCACUCAAUUCACCAAUGAUAUUCGCCCUACCAAGUUCUCAUUUUGACCUCGCUAUGCUUUGGGUUCCGCUACAAGCUUCUAAGCGCCGUGGUAGCAAUUCAGAAUUUCCGAGUUGGUCUUGGUGUGGCUGGGAAGGCGCAACCAUAGAUUAUUUGACCAACAGCAUGAUAGACGAUUGCUUGGGAGAUAUUCGACACUGGCUAGAAUGCCAUACGUGGAUCAGAUGGUACAUUCGCGACGGACGUGGUCGGCUGCGACCCGUCUGGGACUCUAAUUUGGCCCUACGAGACAGACGCUCGAAUCUCAAGUGGCAAGGCUAUAAGUCCGAACGAGAGCCACGAGUUACCAUUAUCCGUUAUUCCCCUGAUGAUCAAGUCAAUACCAACGAGAACCGCCACUCCUACGGUCCAGAAAAGAUAAGUUCUUAUCCUCAUACAUAUGAGGGAUCAGACGGUGACGGGAGGAGAGAGGCAAGAGUCUAUGAUCGUGGGGAGCAUCGUGUCCUUGUCGAACGGGAGCAUAGAACGCGAGAAAGAGGCGCGACUUUUGCGAACGAUCCAAUUAUGGUUUCCCAAGUCCGAGGACGCUCUAGCGAUAGUUUUAGUACGUCUACCUCUAGAGGUGAACAAGUACACCACGCUUUAAAUCCUGUUUCGAUUCGAGACACAGCCCCGGGGGCCCGGAAUAGCUACAGCAGGCCUGAGGAGAGAUACUCACACCGUGAACACGUUAGAAGGUCUUCAAUGGCACCACCACCGCCACGGCCACGGCCAUCACCACCACCGCCAAUGCCUUUGGGCGAAGACCGCUUUCUUCCCAGAGAUGCAUACCAACAAAACCCGGAAAACACGAGUGUACCUGACAUUGAUCAUACGGAUCACAGGAAUUCUCGUGACCUGUAUAGUCGCUGCACCCCAUCACAUGUUCCAGACAAAGACAACAGAUUUUCUCGCACUAUUCCAGAGAGCCCUUAUACUGUUAAUAUGGCAGAGUUUACACCGGAGAAAGAAACGGAGUAUCCUGAAUCUCCCAUCUUGCAAUUCUGGACCCAUUCAGCCAUCUUCCGUCUUUGUCCGCAAACUCUGGAUUACCGAGACAGUCCUAACAAUGGCCUGCAUAGGUUCAACGUUGCGGACGCUUCCGGAGAUUGAUGUGGUUCAACCGUAGUCUCUAGCACCUGGGCGGCAAAACAAGAAAAAAUUUCGGAACAAAGCUGGGAUACCAACCAGUACGAGUUUCUGGCACUUUCUGAAGCAAAACAAUUCACGAAGGAGGAACGUAGCGCUUGGACUUAUUACACUCCACUGGAAAGAAGGCAAUCGGAAUGGAACUUGUUUUACGUGCUCCUGGUAGAGAAGAAGAACGGCAUUUGGACUCGCGUCGCUCUCGGCAAGGUUUUUGCGGCGGCAUUUCAGAACGGAUUUGGUGGGCCAUCAGAGUGGAAAGAGAUUGUUCUUGGAUGAGCCAUACUGUACGAUGUUGCGCUCG